ACAACAACAACAAAUGUACCAACAACAGCAACAGGUGUACAUGUACCAACAACAACAGAUGCACCAACAAUAACAACAGAUGUUCCUACCACACCGGAUGUACUGACAACAGCAACAACAACAACAACAGCAACAACAAUACAUGUAUCCACAGCAACAACAACAACAACAACAACAACACAUGUACCAACAACAACCUCAACAGAUGUGCCCACAAAUACAGCAACAGUGCCAACAACAAAUACACCUACUCAAAUGACUCCCACAAAAACUGCCCACGUAACAAGUACAAGUACUCCUAGCCAUAUUGUUAAUACAACUGAAGACCUUGCAGCUUUCAAUGAACGGCACAUAAGUGAGGAAAACCUCACAAAGAUAGUUCUUGGGACGAUGAUACCAAUUGCCAUUCUCACUUUGGUUGGUUGCACUUGUUGUAUGGUGGCACUAGUGGUCA
Molecule: messenger RNA, 454 nt
Organism: Owenia fusiformis
Lineage: Eukaryota; Metazoa; Annelida; Polychaeta; Sabellida; Oweniidae
Source: the annotation of a GenBank genome assembly